UUUACAGCAUUUUGUCCGUAAAAUCCGUUUUACUAGGUAAUUGGGUAGAUUUAAUGUUAUCAAAUCAAUAAUAACGGUCUGCAGCUUUGCUCGAAAUGAAUUACACGAGUAGAUCAAUAGGAACGGGAUCGGGAGGAGGAGUAAGCAAUUCUUCUCUACCUCUUAACUAAAUGCUGCAUGCAUCUAGACGUUCAGCUUAAAAACUAUAUGUGGAUGGGUUAAGUUACCCAAAUCAAACGUCGAAUCUAUACUCGUCCUUUCAAGACCGGGGUCUAUCGAUUAUUUCUGUUAACAGCACUCCAGAAAUUUCUGCAGCUCACCGUUAUAACUAAAUUAAGAAUCUUCUACACCAGGUUACUGUUUAAUUGGCAAUCAGAUCGAAGGAAUUGAUUACCUUAAUCAUUUUUUCCCUUAUUUCUUACGGGUUUAAGGAUAUAAUGACCCGCUACACGGUGUCGAUUUUGCUGUGUGUGAUAUUAGUGAUGAAUCUAGCUAUCAUCGGUGAUGCAGCCAGAGCUAAAGGUAAAUGGAGGAAUAGGAGACCGAAUAGAAAGGGUUCUCCUAUAACGAUUUUCUAUACGCAUCCACGUCGGAAGGAAUACUAUGACAAUCCUAAUGGUGCUCAAAUAACUAAAGCAUCUCAUUUUGAUUACGAGUUUUUACUUGGACAUAAAAUUGUUUUCAUAUGUGAAGCAAAAGGAGAUCCACAACCAAGAAUUAACUGGUUUAAGGAUGACAUCGAACUCUAUGCACAUCCUUUUAUAAAGAUUACGGAAUGGCAGCUGAAACACAAACACAUCAAAAGCAAAUUACAGAUAACACCAGCUCGACAGAUGGAUUCGGGGAUGUACGAAUGUCAAGCCAAUAAUAAAUACUCGAUCGACAGUAGAAGUUUUAAAGCAGAUUUCAGUACAAUUAGUAAAUAAAUUCGAUUUAACGAAAUUAACUUCUGGUAUGUAAUUGGAAAAACAGAGAAUAUGAAUGUUCCUUCACAUUUUUUUAAAAAGAAAUCUGUAUUAAAUAGCUAUUAAUAUCAUGUGCAUUUUAAAUUAUGAAAGUAAUUUUUGAAUUCUAUGUGUAAAAAGAUAUAUUAAUACAUCAAACAUAAUGUUUCAAUUAAAUA
Centruroides sculpturatus (bark scorpion) is the source of this 1123-nucleotide messenger RNA. RefSeq names its product immunoglobulin domain-containing protein oig-4-like. The transcript has 4 exons. The record is from RefSeq and is a predicted model, not a curated record. NCBI's taxonomy places the organism in Eukaryota, Metazoa, Arthropoda, Arachnida, Scorpiones, Buthidae. The coding region runs from base 438 to 926 and encodes 162 amino acids.